This is a messenger RNA of Impatiens glandulifera, 811 nucleotides long. RefSeq names its product NEDD8-specific protease 1. NCBI's taxonomy places the organism in Eukaryota, Viridiplantae, Streptophyta, Magnoliopsida, Ericales, Balsaminaceae. Gene Ontology annotation, molecular function: deNEDDylase activity; cysteine-type peptidase activity. The record is from RefSeq and is a predicted model, not a curated record. Gene Ontology annotation, biological process: proteolysis. Bases 18 to 704 code for a protein of 228 amino acids. The transcript has a single exon.
CAAACAUCAACAACAGAAUGGGGAGAUCCACGGAUAACAUCAUCCUCAGCCAUAACGAUGCUAUACUCAGACAGUCAGAUCUGGAUAUUCUGAGUGGUCCCGAGUUCCUCAAUGAUCGUAUCAUAGAGUUCUAUUUCAGCUAUCUUUCGAGUUUUCAUCAUCAUCCUUCUGAAGAAGUGUUACUUGUGUCACCUUCAAUUUCAUUCUGGAUAUUAAAUUGUCCAGACAAAGACAGUCUAGGUGAUUUCCUAGCGCCCCUUAAACUUGCUGAUAAAAAGUUGGUAAUAUUUCCUGUUAACAACAAUGAUGAUGUGACGGUAGCAGAAGGAGGGAGCCACUGGAGUGUGUUGAUAUUUCAUAGGAAUGCUAGAGUGUUUGUGCACCAUGAUAGUUAUGGAGGGUUUAACAAUGUACAUGCCAGGAAUCUCCAUAGUAAUGUUUAUUCACAUAUGGGUAUUUCUAGUAAAUAUCUGGUAGCCGAAACCCCUCAACAAAUGAACGGUUAUGAUUGCGGCAUAUAUGUUUGUGCCAUAACAAGAACCGUUAUCGAGUGGUUUUACAGCAAUGUCAUCCCCGUGAAGCUAACUGAUCUAUGGUUAUAUGUGGUGAGCGAACAAGUCACUCCUUCGGUUACUUCCAAUAUGAGAAAGGAAAUAUUGGAGCUGGUUCAAUGUUUAAUGUUUGAGAAGAAGCAAGAAGAAUGAUUUUGUUCAUGUGAAAUUGGUAGUAUCUCUAUUUGUGUGUGUUUUGUUUAUGGAUAAUCUGAUCUUAACAAUGAAACCCCACAAACCUGAUACAAUUCUGUUUGUUU